UCAAAGGCACCAAGCUGGGGAAGGCUGUUUUCAAGAAUGUUUACUCAAAGGACAUCUGAUGCUUUUCACUCCACUUCAUGCUACAUUGUUCAGAUAAGACUUUCAAGUAUUGCCUAAAUAAGGAAGAAACCUCAGCGAGGUGAAGCUUGCCAUGAGACCAGAGUGACACAAGCAGUUCAAACGGUUCAGAGCAUAAGCUGCUUUAUCUUACUGAACCUUACCAUCUUCCUAAAAGAACGAAAAAUGAGAAUGACUAUUCAAGAAUCUACAAAGAAUGAAAAUGAGGAAGUGGAAGAGGUCGAAGAGGAGGAAGAUGCAACAGUGUUCUUCAAGCCUGUUAUUGAGGAUAAAAACAUGGAACUUGCAAGAAAAUGCACAGAAAUAAUAAGUAAUGUCCAUUAUAAAGAAAAAUAUGAAAAAUCCAAAGGCAGGUGCACACUUGUACCUGAUACUCCACAGCUGACACACGUGAAAAAUAUAUCUGCUGUUAUUUCUGAAGCAAAGUACAAAGCAAAGGCUAAGAAAGAACUUUCUAACUCACUCUACCAGCAGAUGCCUGCUACAAUUGAUAGUGUGUUUGCAAAAGAAGUCAUGCAACUUCAGAGCAAGGUUCUUUACAAGCAAAAAUAUGAUGCUGAGAAAGGAACAUCAAAUUAUGCACAGAUGAAGGAACUUCCAGAUGUUAAGCAUGCCAUGGAAGUUAGUAAACACCAAAGUAAUAUUUCAUAUAAAAAAGAUCUCCAGGAUAUUCACAAAUAUACUGAAGUUUCCAAUAGACCAGAUGUAAUGAUGGCAACAAAGCUAACAAAGAUAAUAAGCAAUGCUGAAUAUAGAAAAGGAAAACAAGAAAUGAGCAAGGAGCCAACUGUACUUGGAAGACCAGACUUUAACCAUGCUCAGAAAGUAUCCAAGUUGUUAAGUCAAGUUAAAUACAAAGAGCAGCUUGUUAAGGAAAUGAAGAAUUAUUGCUUCAAUCCUCUGGAAAGUGCUUCUUUCAAGCAAGCUCAACUUGCAUCUGUCUUAGCAAGUGAUGUGAAAUACAAAAAAGAAAGCCUGGGCAGUCUUCAUGAACCAACAUCUGCUUUUCCAAACCUAUUACAGUUAGAGCACGCACUGAGUGCCAGCAAGAUCCAUAGUAAUUAUGAAUAUAAGAAACUAUUUGAGAAAACUAAGGGGCUGUAUCAUUUUGAAGCAGAUACUGCUGAACAGCUGCACCACAAAGAAAAUGCAGUCCUCCAGAGCCAGGUUAAGUAUAAAGAGAAAUAUGAAAAAUCAAAAGGCAAGUCUAUGCUAGAAUUUAUGGAUACACCAACAUACCAAGUUUCAAAGGAAGCUCAAAAGUUUCAAAGUGAGAAAAUGUAUAGAAAAGAAUUUGAAGAAAAAGUCAGAGGAAAGGCAGCACUGGAUUUAGACAAGACUCUAGAAUUCUUGCAUGUGAAACAUGUAACAGAUCUAUUAAAAGAGAAGGAGUAUAGAAAAGAUUUGGAAGAAGGGAUGAAAGGAAAAGGACUGGCAGUGCUUGAAGAUACUCCAGAUUUGAUUAGAGUGAAAAAUGCAGCUCAGAUACUAAAUGAGAAAGAAUACAGAAAAGAUCUGGAACAUGAAAUAAAGGGAAAAGGAGUGAAACUUAUUUCAGAAACUCCUGACAUUCAAAGAGCAAAGAGAGCAUCUGAAAUUGUUAGUGAGAAAGAAUAUAGAAAAGAUCUGGAGACCAAAAUUAAAGGAAAAGGAAUGCAAGUUGGCACUGAUACACCUGAAAUACAGCGAGCAAAGAGAGCAUCUGAAAUUGCAAGCCAGAAAGAAUACAAGAAACAUCUAGAAAUGGAAAUUAAAGGAAAGGGGAUGCAGGUGGACAUGAAUACUCCUGAUAUACAACGAGCAAAGAAAGCUUAUGAACUCGCAAGCCAGAAAGAAUACAUGAAGGACUUGGAGACUGAGAUCAAAGGGAAAGGAAUGCUAGUAGGCCCAGAUAUUCCAGACAUACAGCGAGCAAGGAAGGCAUCUGAAAUAGCUAGCCAGAAGAAGUACAAAGAUGAAGCAGUGAAGAUGCUGUGUACUUACUCCGCUGUGCCAGAUACUCCUGAAAUUGAGAGAAUUAAAAAUGCACAGAGAAAUAUCAGUUCUGUAUUUUACAAGAAAGGAUUAGGUGCUGGCAUAACAGUAGCAGAGACCCCUGUGACUGAACAUGUAAAGAAAAAUCAGAAAAAUAUUAGUACAGUGUGCUAUAAAGAACAACUUGGUAAAGCUACUUCGGUCAGUGUCACUCCUGAAAUGGAAAGAGUCAAGAAGAAUCAAGAAAUUAUCAGCUCGGUGUGCUAUAAAGAACAGCUUGGUAAAGCUACUUCGGUCAGUGUCACUCCUGAAAUGGAAAGAGUCAAGAAAAAUCAAGAAAUUAUCAGCUCGGUCAAGUACUGCAGAGAUCAGCAGCAGAUGAAAGGUAGACCUAGCGUGAUUCUAGACACACCCGAGUUAAGGCAUGUCAAAGAGACACAAAACAUCAUCUCAAUGGUCAAAUAUCAUGAAGAUUUUGAGAAGACAAAAGGCAGAGGAUUCACUCCAGUAGUGGAUGACCCUGUAACUGAACGAGUGAGAAGGAAUACCCAGGUGGUUAGUGAUGCUGCAUACAAAGGUGUUCACCCACAUAUAGUUGAAAUGGACAGGAGACCUGGAAUAAUUGUGGACCUCAAAGUUUGGCGCACAGAUCCUGGCUCCAUCUUCGACCUUGAUCCUUUGGAAGAUAAUAUUCAGUCUAAGAGUCUACAUUUGCUUUUGGAAAAAGCAAGACAUUGCAGCCAACACCAUUUUCGUUCUACCAGUACUUCUGGCGUUGGAGAUGACAAGUCAGAUGAUUCUAUAUUUUCUUACUCCAGUGAGGCAACAAGACUAUCUAAUGAAGGAGGAGCCCCUGUGCUUCCUGGGGCAUAUCAACACAAUCAGCCCCAAGGAUACGGUUACAUGCACCAGAGUAGUAUGUCAUCUAUGAGAUCAAUGCAUUCACAGCCACAUUCAGCUAACUUGAGAACUUAUAGAGCUAUGUAUGACUAUAGUGCCCAAGAUGAAGACGAAGUUUCCUUCAGAGAUGGUGACUACAUCAUCAAUGUUCAACCGAUUGAUGAUGGUUGGAUGUAUGGUACAGUUCAGAGAACUGGGAAAACUGGAAUGCUUCCAGCAAAUUACAUUGAGUUUGUUAAUUAGUUCACCAUUAAUUCUUCUGAGCAUUUUGAUUUACCUAUAAUCUUUUUAAACAAAGUAUUUUUAAAACCACAACUUCAUUACUUCCCUGUUAGUGUAACAAUCUGUGCUUAUAUGCUAAAGUCAACAUGCAGUCCUCUAGAAAGAAAUCUAGGAGUACUGAGCUCUGAAAUCAUGAUAGUUAAAUGAUAUAUGAAAACACACUGCUGGUGGAAACUGGAUUAAUUUCUAUUAGCUCCCAAAU
This is a messenger RNA of Candoia aspera, 3436 nucleotides long. RefSeq names its product nebulette (gene NEBL). Bases 244 to 3195 code for a protein of 983 amino acids. Gene Ontology annotation, cellular component: Z disc; focal adhesion. The record is from RefSeq and is a predicted model, not a curated record. The transcript is spliced from 27 exons. NCBI's taxonomy places the organism in Eukaryota, Metazoa, Chordata, Lepidosauria, Squamata, Candoiidae. Gene Ontology annotation, molecular function: actin filament binding. Gene Ontology annotation, biological process: cardiac muscle thin filament assembly.